AUUCGAUGAGGCGCGUGCGUAAGGAAAAGGAGCGCGUGAGUGAGCUCGAGCGCUGUGGUGGCGGUGGGUGCGUGUAUGUGUGUUGAGUCCCUUUAGCAAGCUAUAUAUUGUGUGGAGGAGCGCGACACACGCUGUAUUCGCAGAUUUCCUACAAAGGCAGAAACUAGUUUUCUCUUCCUCAGGAAGACCCCCCCCAAACCAAACAGGAUAAAUUCUCUAAAGCUAUUUAUCCACAGCCUGCGAAAAACAUGUCGGCCUCGGCGGCGAAAGUGAGUAAAAAGGAACUGAACUCAAACCAUGACGGAGCGGACGAGACCUCCGAAAAAGAGCAACAAGAAGCUAUUGAACACAUUGAUGAAGUACAGAAUGAAAUUGACAGAUUGAAUGAACAAGCCAGCGAGGAAAUUCUGAAAGUAGAACAGAAAUACAAUAAACUACGUCAGCCAUUCUUCCAGAAGAGGUCAGAACUGAUCGCCAAAAUCCCCAACUUCUGGGUCACAACAUUCGUCAACCAUCCACAAGUCUCUGCUCUUCUCGGAGAGGAGGACGAGGAGGCACUUCACUACUUGACCAGGGUGGAGGUGACAGAGUUCGAAGACAUCAAGUCAGGUUACAGAAUAGAUUUUUACUUUGACGAAAACCCAUACUUUGAGAACAAAGUCCUUUCCAAAGAGUUUCACCUGAACGAGAGCGGAGACCCAUCCUCAAAGUCAACAGAGAUAAAAUGGAAAGCAGGAAAGGACUUGACAAAACGCACCAGCCAGACGCAAAACAAAGCAGGGAAGAAGAGACAACAUGAAGAGCCAGAGAGCUUCUUCACUUGGUUCACAGAUCACUCCGAUGCAGGGGCUGAUGAAUUGGGAGAGGUCAUCAAGGAUGACAUUUGGCCAAACCCCUUGCAGUACUAUCUGGUCCCUGAUAUGGAUGACGAGGAAGGAGAGGGUGAGGACGAUGAUGAAGACGAUGAAGAGGAAGAAGGCUUGGAGGACAUAGAUGAGGAAGGAGAUGAGGAUGACGGAGAGGAGGAUGAAGAGGACGAUGAUGGAGAGGAAGGAGAGGAAGACGACGGAGAGGACGACUAAACCAUAAAAGGACAUAUUCCACCCAGAUCCUUUCCCAUUCUUCCCCUACUGAUUAUCCACCAGUCCUUGGGAGCAAGAUGCUUUUUUUUUUUUAUUUUGUGCUCCGUCUCCUUGUUUGUUCUGAAACCUCUCUCCUGUCCGUGCCAUGUCUAAUACAAGUUUUAUUCCCCCUCCACUGGAAUAAACUAGUGGCAAAGUUUCUUGCUGAUGUCCCAUGUACCAUAUCCAGUUCCCACAUGCAUCCAAGAAAACUUUGGAAAAAGAUUCAUAGAAACAGCACGGCAUUUCUUGAGUAGACUAAAAUGCAAUAGAAAUUUAUAUAUGAAUAUAUAUAUAUAAAUUUUCUUUAAGGUUGUAAGAUAAAUGAACAAAAGCCAUGGUGCAGUGAUGACCUGCUAGCUCUAGCAUUCCCUCACUGUUAUAAUUUUGUUCAGUAUGAAGUAGGCCCCUAGAACUGACACCGUUUUUCCCAUGCGGUUAAAUGGAGAAAUAGGAAUUGCCAGCGUGUUCCUGUCACCUCUUGUAACAAUGUUUGGGGUCAAUAUUAGGGUAGGGCUGGGGGUAUUUGUAGAAGGCUGUUGAGGGGAAUGGGAGGGUGUGCAGCUAAUGGCAGAUGGGUAUUUUUUUUGACACAUCGACAUUAGGGGUUUUUGAUUUUCAUUGUAUUGUUUUACAGACAUCCAUGAGGUUUGAAAUGACAUUUUUAAUAAAAACAAAACACAAAAAAACCUUACUCUUGUAAUUUUGAGCCCUGAUGCUUCAUGAAAUAUGGAUACAAAAAAAAUCACCUGUAGAAUCAGUCAUGGAAUCUACAGCUAAUCGUUUUUCUUUUUCCACUGAAAAAGGCCGUUUUAAACAAAG
Messenger RNA from Megalops cyprinoides (Indo-Pacific tarpon), 1943 nucleotides. It is a transcript of the gene seta, whose product is annotated as SET nuclear proto-oncogene a. Gene Ontology annotation, biological process: nucleosome assembly. The record is from RefSeq and is a predicted model, not a curated record. Lineage: Eukaryota; Metazoa; Chordata; Actinopteri; Elopiformes; Megalopidae. The transcript is spliced from 8 exons. Gene Ontology annotation, cellular component: nucleus; chromatin. Bases 249 to 1082 code for a protein of 277 amino acids. Gene Ontology annotation, molecular function: histone binding; chromatin binding.